Messenger RNA from Dunckerocampus dactyliophorus (ringed pipefish), 3676 nucleotides. RefSeq lists its product as uncharacterized. The record is from RefSeq and is a predicted model, not a curated record. The transcript has 3 exons. Gene Ontology annotation, cellular component: ciliary membrane; Golgi apparatus. NCBI's taxonomy places the organism in Eukaryota, Metazoa, Chordata, Actinopteri, Syngnathiformes, Syngnathidae. The coding region runs from base 683 to 1186 and encodes 167 amino acids. Gene Ontology annotation, biological process: negative regulation of smoothened signaling pathway.
UUUGUCACGUAUGUUAUUUGAUUAACUUGUGUAUUAUUAUUAUUAUUAGUACUUUCAAUAGUAUUAUAAAGAUAUACUAACGUGUGUUGAGUGCCACUCUGUCGCUGUCCAACGAGAUCGAGCUAUACCUGAAAUGGCAGAGGUUAGUGUUCCCGCGUCUUCUCGCGAGACUUCACUGACAGACGGUAAGAAUUUAAAGCAAGCUUGCUGUGAGAAGGUUUGCUGUGAGUUUGUUUUUGCAAAGACGUAACAUCGCAGUUUUUCCCCGCAAAAACUACAUUCCUGUCGCUCGGAUGCAUUUUAAUCAGACGCCAUGAAAGAAGUUGAUGUGAUUGUGUAUUUUUGUUGUCGUCUUUUCGUGUGUCGAUCUGGAGCAUCGACAGUUUUCUUCCAUAAAAGUCGACUGCACGAAUCUGCUUUCAUUUUUGGUUGAUUAUAUCAGUUAGUACAUCCACUUUGUGUCACUAAUUCACACAUCUUUUGAGAAACAACCCCGGGAAAGUUACCGGGAAUGCGGUCCGUGACAUCAGGGCGGUGUUCCCUCCUCUUCGGCCCAAUAAUGGAUGGACGUGGAUGUAACACCAUGCGAAUGAUCCAGAGGACACCCUGGGACUUUUAAAUGUAUCAAGAGGCGGGCUAGAGACACAUAGACCCCUCCUCAGUACCGGUUGUGCUCAGUGACAUGGAUAAACUGACCGUGAUAUCAGGAUGUCUCUUCCUCGCUGCACAAGUCUUCGCCAUCGCCAGCAUCGCCAACCCAGACUGGAUCAGCACCGGAGAGCCCGCCGGCUCUCUAAGUCUAGGUCUGGUCCGACAGUGCCAGACCAUUCAUGGCCGAGAUCGAACCUGCAUCCCCCCUCAAAUGCCUCCAGAGUGGGUCACCACACUCUUCUUCAUCAUCCUGGGUGUCCUCUCACUGUCCGUCACUUGCUGUCUGCUGGUCAUAUCCCAUUGGCGCCGCGAGGUCAUCCGAUAUGCCCGCUGGAUCGCCUUCACUGGGUUAGUCCUGUUCUGUAUGGCCGCUCUCAUUUUCCCAAUCGGCUUCUAUGCCAGUGAGGUUGGAGGAGAGCCAUACAAGCUGCCCAACAACACCGGCGUGGGCUCCUCCUAUGUGCUCUUUGUUCUGUCCAUCUUUUUCACCAUCGUGGGCCUGCUGUUCGCUGGGAAGGUGUGCUUACCCGGCUGACACCUACUCUCCUCAGAGGAACUCUCCAGUGGAGGCUCUUUUUUUUUUUUUGGAAGAACAUGAAAGAGAGUGGAACAGGAGCUACAUCCGUCCAUGUGUUUGUUCAGUGGGAGUGAUGGGACCGCACACGCGCAGAGGAAUUUUAAAGGAAGUGAUGGAAAUGGAUUGAAGCAAGGACUUUGACUAGAGCCCUGCCAGAUUAUCAGUCAUUGUAAGGAAGAAUGACAGAUAACCUCUCUCACCCUGUUAACUCAAAAUAAUUGUAAAGCCCCGAUGGAUGAUGGCGGUCAUGACCGGACUGCAGUACAGUUUGUAAUAUAUUCAUUCAGUGACAUGUCACUUUCUUUUUGUAUUCAUUUUCAUUUUAUUAUGAAAAGGUCUAAUAUAUUUAAAGCAUAUCUCAACUGCCUCAAGGAGUUGCCCACCUUAAAAUACAGUUAGGCCCAUAUAUAUUUGGACACUGACAAAAGUUUUGUUUUUUUACCUGUCUAAUGAAACCUAUUCCAAUUAUAGUUAUAUAAUGGAUAUGGACAUAAAGUGCAGACUCUCAGCUUUCAUUUGAGGGUAUCCACAAUCAAAUCAGAUGAAGAGUUUCAGCUACUGUACUUAACAUGUGCCACCCCAUUUUAAAAGGGACCAAAAGUAACUGGACAAUUGACUCAAAGGCCAUUUCAUGUGGUGCUUCCAUUUGGAAGAUGUGAAAACAACAUGCAGUGUUUAUGGAUGAUGUGACAUCGGACACAACCAGCCGGAUACAUUUUGAGGUGUUCAGCGGCAUACUGUCUCAAAUCCAGCCAAACGGAUUGGGCGGUGUUUCAUACUACAGAUGGACAAUGACCCAAAACAUACUGCCAAAGAAACCUAGGACUUUGUGAAAACAAAAAAGUGGAAUAUUCUUGAAUGUCAAGUCAGUCACCUGAUCUCAACCAAAUUGAGCGUACAUUUCACCUUUUAAAGACUAAACUUCAGAAAGAAAGGCCCACACACAAACAGCAAGUACAAACGGCUGCUGUACAGGCCUGGCAGAUCAUUAAAAGAGGAGGAAACUCAGCAUCUGGUGACGACUUCAGAUAGUCAUUGCCAGCAAACGGUUUUCAACCAACUAUUAGAAAUUGACAUUUUACUCUUAUAUUUGUCCAAUUACUCUUGAUCCCCAGAAAUGGAGUUGUGUUGAAAAAAAUUCUUUAGUUCCUCACAUUUUUAUGCAAUCUUUUUGUUCAGCCAACUGAAUUUAAGCUGAAAGUCUGCACUUUAACCACAUCUGAAUUGAUUCAUUCAAAAUUCACUGUGGUAUACAGAACCAAGGGGCCGCACGGUCUGGUCUAGUGGUUAGCACGUUGGCCAAUACAGGAACAGCCUGGAAGACCAGAGUUCGAUUCUCCCCUGGGCAUUUCUGUGUGGAGUUUGCAUGUUCUCCCCGUGUGCGCGUGGGUUUUCUCCGGCUUCCUCCCACAUUCCAAAAACAUGCAGGUAAGGUUAAUUGGCGACUCUAAGUGUGAAUGACUGUUAGUGUGAAUGGUUGUUUGUCUAUAUGUGCCCUACGAUUGGCUGGCGACCAGUCCAGGGUGUACCCCGCCUGUUGCCCGAAGUCAGCUGAAAUAGGCUCCAGCAUGCCCCCGCGACCCUAAUGAGGAUGAAGCGGUAUAGAAAAUGGAUGGAUACAGAACCAAGAUUAGAAAAAACUUUUUCUGUCCAAAUAUUUAUGGACCUAGCGGUAUGUGCGUUUAUUUAUUUACGUUCUGUUGUCUGGCUUGUUCUGUUGGCUUUAUUAAUAAAGACUGUAAGUGUUUGUUCCAAGCUUUUGCCUCAGCUCCUGCUUCCGGGGGUCCAAACAUUUACAAAAACCUUCAUUCAUCAUUUUAAGUUCCUUUUAAUGUAAUGAGAACCCAAAACAAGUGUUACACCAGUAGGCUGUAUCUGCAAUAAGGAAGAGCAUCAUCACUUCCUUCUUUCAUUUGGAAGGUUGCCAUGGUAACACCAUAGGAGGUGUUACUAGUAUGACUUUCUAGUCAAGGACCUGCAGCAGAAUGUCGACGUCUUACUCCGCAGACAAGAGUGUUGCUCUUUAAAGUUUCAUGUGUCCGAAGUGCUGCCUGGGGGCAAAUUGCUGCCUGCAGGUCGAUUUUUUUAUUGUCUCCAAGGGAAUAUUGUAUGCUAUACAUAAAAUUAAACAUUUUGAAGGAGGUUAGGAGUCACAUUGAAAAGAGCAAAAGUUGAAAAAUUUACAUUUGAGCGAGCUAACACACUAACGAUAACGAUUUAAAAAUAUUUAACAGAUUAGCACAGUGGUGUCCAAAUUGCUGCCCGGGAGCCAUUUCCUGCCUGUAGCUUGUUUUUUAUUGAACGGUGGCAUUUUUUUUUUAAUGAUGAUUGUGCUUUUCUAUUUUAUGUAUAGCACUUAUGAUGUACAAUUUAAAUUUGUUAUAUGUAUUGUACUGUAUUAUUCUGUCAAAAAUAAAAUGAUGUAAUUUUUUAAAAAUUAAAAUAAAA